Molecule: messenger RNA, 3414 nt
Organism: Chironomus riparius
Lineage: Eukaryota; Metazoa; Arthropoda; Insecta; Diptera; Chironomidae
Source: the annotation of a GenBank genome assembly
AUUUUGAGAACCAUUCAAUAGUUAAUUGAAAAAAUUAAAUUAUUAAAUUAAUAAAACACCUUUAAAAUAGCAUUAAAGCAUGUAAAAAUGUCUAAUAAUCUGCAAUUAAAUCUGACUUUAACGCCUGGAUCUAUGAGAAAGCGUCCUACACCACAACUUCCAAUACCAACAUUACAACAGAGACCUCAAAGAAAUUUUGAACAUGAAAAAAGACUUAGAGCUUUAAGGACUACAUCUCUAAAGAUUAAUGGAAUUCAUUAUGAGACAAAUAUUCAAGACUUGGAGUACAUUAGUGAAUUAGGAAAUGGAACGAGUGGACAUGUAGUGAAAAUGAGACAUAAGCCAAGUGGCGCAAUUAUUGCAGUUAAGCAAAUGAGACGAACUGGAAAUGACGAGGAAACUAAAAGAAUAACUAUGGAUCUUGACGUAGUACUUAAGUCACACGAUUGUCCUUAUAUUGUACAAUGCUUAGGAUGUUUCAUUACGGAAGCUGAUGUGUGGAUUUGUAUGGAAUUAAUGUCAACUUGCUUCGACAAACUCCAAAAGCGUCUACAAAUGCCAAUUCCUGAAACGAUACUUCGACAUGUAACUGAAGCUACUGUAAAGGCACUUUAUUACUUGAAAAAUAAGCACGGUGUGAUACAUAGGGAUGUAAAGCCUAGCAACAUUUUAAUAGAUGAACAAGGACAUAUAAAAUUAUGCGAUUUUGGAAUUAGUGGACGAUUAGUUGAUUCGAAAGCAAAAACUCGUUCUGCUGGAUGCGCAGCCUAUAUGGCACCAGAACGAAUAGAUCCAAAAAAGCCAGAAUACGACAUUAGGGCUGACGUCUGGUCAUUAGGAAUUACUCUAGUUGAGCUUGCCACGGGAGCUUAUCCUUACAAAGACUGUAAAACAGAUUUUGAGGUACUCACAAAGGUCCUAGACUCAGAUCCUCCAUGCCUUCCAGAUGACCAAGGAUUUACCGAAGAUUUUAAAGAUUUUGUGAAACGAUGCCUAACAAAGGAUUACAAGCAACGACCUAAAUAUAACCAAUUGCUCGAACAUCCAUUUCUAAAUAGUCCCCUUAUACUAAGUUUAGUUGGCGUUUCUGACUGGUUUCAUUCGCUUACUCAAGAGAUUGGAAUUAUUUUACCUACUCAAGACCUUCCACCUUUCACAACUAUGCAUUUAAAUAGAGCAUCCUCAUCAACGUCAAUACAGCAACCAAUAUUACAAUAUUCACAACAGCAACCAAUUCAGUUAUUUAAGGAAUCUAGUGUAACUGAUGGUUCAAUUUAUAUUCCCUCAAAUCCUUUUUCACCGCCAAUAUCAACGGCAAUUCCAUCAUCAUCAUCUCAUGGACUUCCAUUUGAGACAAUGAAAAUGUAUUCACAUAUGGAAAUGAUUGAGAGAACAAGAGAUGGCUCAAUGACAACAUUUGAUCAGCAAAUGUCAAUUAAUAAGCAAUAUGAUCCAAUGUCGAGUGAAAUGGAUAUUAAGGGAAAUGGGAAUGGUUACCAAAAACUAGUAUCAAAUAAAUAUAAUGAUGGCACCAAUAUUGAUUAUGAACUGCUAUCAAAGUUUAAUCGUAUGCAUACACAAUCGCCACAACUGCCUCGUAAGAAUUAUACGAAUAUAAGAAAUGUAAAUUCGCCAGCAUAUGUUCAGCAGCAGCAGCAAGGCUCACAAUCGCCAUUAAUGCAGCAUAAAAUAAUAAAACAACCAGAGGAGAAUUAUUCGUACAAGCCGAAUCCUUCAAUUGGAGGGACUUAUUCACCGGUUGUAAAGAAACGUUAUGGAACUGACGGUGUUAUGGUAGCUGAAGACUUAGAAUUUAGAAUAUUACAUGGAAAUACGAGUCCAAUAGUCUUACAACGAUUCUAUCAUCAACAGAAUCAAUUACGUGAUCAGAAAAUGGAAGAGCAAUUACGUGCAAUGAAGACAUCAUCGUCUACGUUAAGUACAAAUCCUUUUGAUCAUCCACAUCAUCAAGCUCCUUAUGCUCAAAGUAAUAUUCCAAUAGCAAAUAAUUCAUAUUUAAAAUAUACAUCAUCACCGACACCUCAACGUAACAUGAAUUUCUAUGAAUCAAAUUAUAAUAAUCAUGCUAGUCCGCAGCAUCAUCAGAAUGCUUAUCCCAAUGUACCCAAUGUACCCAAUGCACCACAAUAUCCGAGAAAUACGAAUGGAAACUGUAUGAUUCCAACUUAUCGAUAUCAAUCAGAUGUUCAGAAACAUGAAAAUUUAAUAAAUCGCCCACCAAUUCCCAGUUCGCCGCAACUUGAUCGAUUGAGAGUAAAUUUAGAGAAGCAAAAUUUCUACGAACGACAUCAAUUGCCACUGGAAGUUCAAUUAAAGGAGAGUCAUGUGACAUCGUCCUCAAAUACAUCAAAUGACAAUAAAAAUGGAAAAGGAUGGAUAAAUUCUCUUUCAGGCAUGGUCAAAACGUACAUUAAAGCACGUCUCAAUCUCGAUCAGAGUAACAAGGAGGGCGAGAAAUCAAAGUCUUUAGCUACAAUUUCACCAAUUCGGUCUGCGACAAAUCCUUUUGCAGCUCAUUCGCCCAACAAAACGACAACACCAAAUUUACUUUCAUCCUCUUAUGAACGACAUCGUAGUCCUGAUCCACCACUGAGAACGCAACGUGGAAAUCAAAGUCCUUUGAUAUUACGACGAAAAUUAGAAAUGGCAGGCUCACCCAUCUUCCAUAGACGGUACAUGUCUUCAUCUCCAUCACCUCCACCAAUAGUUCCACGAUCGACGAUCAGGACAAAUUAUAAUGAGAUAUCAAAUUCUCCUCAACACUUUCACGCUAGGAUAAAUUUCACACCGGAACCUCAACGACGAAUGUUUCAUCAAUAGAAGCGCCAUUAACUUAUCAACAUAACUGACGAUAAUAAUAAUAAUAUAAUAUAAAUACCUAUAUAUCUUGCUCAGGAUUUUCAGUUUGUAGUGUGUUUGUUUUCUUUUGCGAGGCUAUGAAAAUGUACAUGAAAUCGAUAUUUGACAAAAAUGAAAAAAAAAGUUGCCUAGCUUGAUCUAGAAACAAAUCUUCAAUGGAAUGCCUUAAAUGCCAUUUAGCUUUUGAAUUUUACCACAAUAUGGAGAAGAAAAAACUAUAAAAAGGACAAAAAAAGUUACAAUAACAAAUUCCGAAGAGUUCUAUUAGAUUUUCUAUUUUUCACAAAAAAAUAAGAGAAUGGAAGUCUUGUAUACAUACAUAAAUAUAAUAUAUAUGUAAUUUUGACUUAUUCUUUGUGUAAUGUUUGACUUUACAUAACUUUUCUUUCCGAUUUUUCAUUUUAAAUGUGUUUUUUGCUGUUCAAAUCUAUAAAUUUUGUGAGGAUCAAAGUCAUUAGAAUGUAAUAUCAUGAUGAUUAUUUUUAUUUAUACUGAGAAAACAUAAAAUGUAACGAAUAAAAGCUAAAAUUCAAG